CCGCAGCAGCAGCAGUUAGCAGCAGCAACUUGAGGCUGCACCCCGAGCAAGCCCCCAGGGUGGUGCUUAACUGAGAGGGGGGCUUAGCUCCUGGAAGGGGUGUGUGUAGGGUGGGGGCGGCCAGCUGGGACCAGCUGGUGGCCCUGGGAAACCUCCCACACACCCACACCCACACACCCCUUUUGUGUUGCAGGCUGCCCCUCUGGAGAGCGGAGGCAGCGAGAGAGUAACGCGUGUGCCUCGCACAGGUCCGCACAAGCAGAGCAUUUGGGACCGAGACCCGGCACCACCUCCUGGUCCUCCCUCCAGGAAACGAGAACUAAUAAGAACUUGAACGUCGAAAGGCUGGACUCAGUUUCAAAGACUGUUCCUUUGCCUCUUGCUUCAUUCCUGGAAACUGUGCAGGAACUGUCUGAUUAAGGAAAAAAAGGAAUUCUGAAGGAAAGAAGACAAAGAAUAAAAAUACCCCAGAGUUUCUAACAGAACAAGUUUCACCUGAACCUACAAUGGUGAGCGAGAGUCAUCACGAAGCCCUGGCAGCCCCGCCAGUCACCACAGUGGCAACCGUAGUACCACACAAUGCCACAGAGCCAGCCAGUCCUGGAGAAGGGAAGGAAGAUGCCUUUUCUAAGCUAAAGGAGAAGUUCAUGAAUGAGUUGCAUAAAAUUCCAUUGCCACCGUGGGCCUUAAUUGCCAUAGCCAUAGUUGCAGUCCUAUUAGUCCUGACCUGCUGCUUUUGUAUCUGUAAGAAAUGUUUGUUCAAAAAGAAAAACAAGAAGAAGGGAAAGGAAAAGGGAGGAAAGAAUGCCAUUAACAUGAAAGAUGUAAAAGACUUAGGGAAGACCAUGAAAGACCAGGCCCUUAAGGAUGAUGAUGCUGAAACCGGGUUGACUGAUGGGGAAGAAAAAGAAGAACCCAAAGAAGAAGAGAAAUUGGGGAAACUUCAAUAUUCACUGGAUUAUGAUUUCCAGAAUAACCAGCUGCUGGUAGGGAUCAUACAGGCUGCUGAACUGCCCGCCUUAGACAUGGGGGGUACCUCUGAUCCUUAUGUGAAAGUGUUCCUGCUGCCUGAUAAAAAGAAGAAGUUUGAGACAAAAGUCCACCGAAAAACCCUUAAUCCUGUCUUCAAUGAACAAUUUACUUUCAAGGUGCCGUAUUCGGAACUGGGUGGCAAAACUCUGGUGAUGGCUGUAUAUGAUUUUGAUCGUUUCUCCAAGCAUGACAUCAUUGGAGAAUUUAAAGUCCCCAUGAACACGGUAGAUUUUGGUCAUGUAACUGAGGAAUGGCGUGACCUCCAAAGUGCUGAGAAGGAAGAGCAAGAGAAAUUGGGUGAUAUCUGCUUCUCCCUUCGCUAUGUCCCAACGGCUGGUAAACUGACUGUUGUCAUUCUGGAGGCAAAGAACCUGAAGAAAAUGGACGUGGGUGGCUUAUCUGAUCCUUAUGUAAAGAUUCAUCUGAUGCAGAAUGGUAAGAGGCUGAAGAAGAAAAAGACAACAAUUAAAAAGAACACACUUAACCCCUACUACAAUGAGUCAUUCAGCUUUGAAGUACCUUUUGAGCAAAUCCAGAAAGUGCAAGUGGUGGUAACUGUUUUGGACUAUGACAAGAUUGGCAAGAACGAUGCCAUCGGCAAAGUCUUUGUGGGCUACAACAGCACCGGGGCGGAGCUGCGACAUUGGUCAGACAUGCUGGCCAACCCCAGGCGACCCAUCGCCCAGUGGCAUACUCUUCAGGUAGAGGAGGAGGUUGAUGCCAUGCUGGCCGUCAAGAAGUAAAGGAGAGAAGCCUUUCUGCAUUUGCCCACAUAGUGCUCUUUAGCCAGUAUCUGUAAAUACCUCAGUAAUAUGGGUCCUUUCAUUUUUCCAGCCAUGCAUUCCUGAAACAAUUCAGUGGUACUUCAAAUCCUGUUUUAAUUUGCACAAAUUUAAGUGUAGAGAGUACCUAAGCCCUUCAUCAUACAACUGCCCUCCAAAUCUACUCUUCUUUUAAGCAAUAUGAUGUGUAGAUAGAGCAUGACUGAAAUGAUUUAUUGUAUCACACCGUUGUAUAUACCAGUAUGCUAAAGAUUUAUUUCUAGUUUGUGUAUUUGUAUGUUGUAAGCGUUUCCUAAUCUGUGUAUAUCUAGAUGUUUUUAAUAAGAUGUUCUAUUUUAAACUAUGUAAAUUGACUGAGAUAUAGGAGAGCUGAUAAUAUAUUAUAUGGUAAACAUAGUAUCGUCUGCAUUCCAGCAAAAAUCUCUACUGUGAGGCACUAGUGCAGUUAAACUGACAUCUUAAAGGACAACUUAAACCUGAGCUUGCUAACGAAUUCUCUGAGCACCAAGAUAUGCUUACACCACGUAUUCGGUGGGUGAAUCCAAUGUUGUAGAAUUCCUUCACAGGCAAAACAGCAUGAUCUGAGCUGCAUCAGGGCUGACUUUAAGGAAGUAUAGCCACAAGCCAGAGUAGCACCCGUCUGUACCUAUCUACAGAGCUAACUCAUGGCUUCACUCCUACACUUGAGGAAGCAACUGGACAGGAAAGAACAGGUUCGUAUCACUGCGUAUAGAGCAACAGCAUGAUGGUGUGUGUGAGUGUGCAUGCGUGUGUGUGUGUGUAUGUGUGUGUGCACAUUUGUUUGGGGUUGAGGAAUGAGGAGUAGCAGCUGAGGUAAGAAGUCAGCAUUUCUGAGAUAUUGCCUAUUUCAAAAGAAAAAAGUAGCUCUUCAUUACCACCUUUAUACAAAACGUGCGUCCUGUGGAUUCUGUUCUAAAUUUCACACCUAUGAUAAUUCCAGAAGGUUUGCACAUUUGACUUUGUAACAAAAUAUUUUACUAUACAAUACCAGAUUAGAUGGAAUGCAGAAUAUUUUUAUCACCGCAAUCUGUGCUUAAUACACAAAAUUACUUUGUGGUAAACAGACAGUAUUGUAAUCCCAUCAAAAGAUGAUCUAAAGAAAACAAUUAGCCAUAGUUCUGAAUGCACUUCAAUUAAGCCAAAACAGACAGCUAGUGAUCUUUUUAUAUGCUCUUUUUACUUAAAUAAGUUUUAAUUUGUCCUUUAAAAAAGGUGAAACAAAACCAAGAACAAGUUCUAGAACUGAAGCAACCUCUUCUGUAUACUAGAUGCUUGAUGUAGGAGGAGUUUUUAAAUGUUUUCAAUGUUAUUACGUAGUAAAUGGCACUAUUACGACGCUACUAGUCAUUCCAUAAGAGUCUUACAGGACUGCUCUUUGUAACACUGUGACUGCCGUGUGUGCUUAGACACGUAGUUUCCUCAGUGGAUAGCACUCGAUUUAUUCCAUAGUGAUCUUGUAACAAUACUGCCAUUCCCUUCUACUGCACUGCCCAAGGUGUGUGUAGCACAAACAGUUCUCAUUACAAAGGACCAAUUCAGAACUGAAAAGCUAUGCAUAGGACAAGGAAGAUACAUAGAAUCGGGUGGAACACACAGCGUUUGUCAAGCACUGUGCACUAUUUCAUAUUUCUCUCUACUAGAAUAGACAACCACUUUGUGGAAGGGCCGCCUCCCACUGCGUCUGGUCUUUACUCACGUCUGUGAACUACUUUAACAUCCAGGCCACAGACAGCAGUGAUGCUCCGAAGUGAAAGUUGAUCUUCACCGGUAUCAAAACAAAAUGGAGGACAACUAGGCGUAGGCCUCAUGUUCAGACUUGAGGAGAUCCUGCCAAGUUUUAAAAAUAAGAAUGGAAAAGGGCUGAUGGUAGACUUGGAACGUGGGGUUGGCUGUUUCCCAACAAAGUAGAAUUCUUACCAUUAUUCUUUCCUCAUCAAAAAAAGGUGAGCCCUCCCACCUCCCAGCCUAGUCAUAGGAAAGUCCUUAGAAC
Messenger RNA from Tupaia belangeri chinensis (Chinese tree shrew), 3825 nucleotides. It is a transcript of the gene SYT1, whose product is annotated as synaptotagmin 1. The transcript has 11 exons. Lineage: Eukaryota; Metazoa; Chordata; Mammalia; Scandentia; Tupaiidae. The coding region runs from base 507 to 1775 and encodes 422 amino acids. Gene Ontology annotation, biological process: calcium ion-regulated exocytosis of neurotransmitter; synaptic vesicle endocytosis. Gene Ontology annotation, cellular component: synaptic vesicle membrane; axon; plasma membrane. Gene Ontology annotation, molecular function: phosphatidylserine binding; clathrin binding; calcium ion binding. The record is from RefSeq and is a predicted model, not a curated record.